UUUUAUUAUUGUGUGUUUCAGAAUCUUUUAAUGCUGAAUACGAGUAUAAAACGAGUAAAGAUUAUUUUCUUGGGAAAGGUGCCUAUGGCAGGGUCUAUAGAGGAACCCGUAAAGGUGAUGGCAAAUUGGUUGCCAUCAAGCGUGUGAGGCUACGUGAGGAAGAAAGAUGUAUUUGUUAUGCUUUAAGGCUGGAUAUUCCAGACCACUUGUUACAGAGGUGGCCUUAAUGUUGAAGUUAAAAGAAGCUCGUGAAUGCUCCUAUGUUAUAAGAAUGAUUGACUGGUAUGAGGAACGCAAUUACCUCAUGUUUGUUCUGGAGUACCUAGACGAAUGGAUGCCCUUGCGUAAUUAUAUCUCUACACCUGGAAAACUGCCGGAAGAUAAAGCUCGCAGGCUUAUGCUUCAGUUAGUGAAAGCAGUUAAACAUUGCAUAAAGCACGGGGUGUUUCACAAUGACAUCCAUUUUGGAAACAUCUUGGUGGACAGUGAAGGUGUACAGCUGAAGUUAAUUGACUUUGGGAUUGGCCGUCUAAUCAAUGACGCUGCAUACAAAUCCAAAGGACAUAAAGGAGCACCUGAGAAAUACUCGGAGUUCAUACACAGGGUCAUGCCAAAAAACGUCUUGGACUUAGGUUCUGUGCUAUAUAAGAUGCUGCACGGAAAAAAGCCCCUUCUUUGGACCCCAAUUAUGGACCCCACUUUAACCAAGAUGGUUUUGGAUCUGGCCAGUCCUGCAACAAAAGCCAGCAUCAGUCUGGACCACACCAAACCAAAAGCGCUAAAGCGCCCCUUUGACUGCAUCCGGAGGGGCAAAGUGAAGACAGUGCCGGAUCCACAGCCUCCAGUCAGUUCGAGCAAUCCUUCUUCAAAGGAUUCCUUAGAUCUGGCCAGUCAGUCGAAGGUGGUUAAAGGUGGUCCAGAAGAACCAACAUCACUAUUUGAAGAUUACCUCCAGAGAAAAAAAGAUGUGGAGCACCAUGUGAUGCUUCCACACAGGGCAGAUCAGGCACAUCCUGAUGCCACGGAUAAAGCCAGUCUGCCAAUUCCAAGACUCGUGUGAGUCUUGAAGGAACAGACGUGCAUGUUGGGCAAUCUAAAUAUCCGAUGCCGGAUGUGGCCCAAAAUCCAGCGGCUAAAGUGUCCAAAAUUCCUGGGCCUGAAAGUGCUGGUCAGCCGAGACAGAAAAAAACGGGUAAACCAAGACCCAAAUGUCUUCUGCCAACAGGUCCUGGUAAGAAAACUAAAUUGACUGUACACUCUAAAGCAAUGUUUUUGUUUUCCAUUUCAUUGUUUAUUAUUUCUUUUGUUGACUGACUAUCUGUAAGUUCUCUGUAAUUGUUUUGUUUUAUUUGUACCUCUGCCU
This is a messenger RNA of Misgurnus anguillicaudatus (oriental weatherfish), 1363 nucleotides long. Lineage: Eukaryota; Metazoa; Chordata; Actinopteri; Cypriniformes; Cobitidae. The record is from RefSeq and is a predicted model, not a curated record.